This is a messenger RNA of Colletes gigas, 10950 nucleotides long. It is a transcript of the gene Fas2, whose product is annotated as fasciclin-2. Lineage: Eukaryota; Metazoa; Arthropoda; Insecta; Hymenoptera; Colletidae. The transcript has 7 exons. The coding region runs from base 38 to 2353 and encodes 771 amino acids. The record is from RefSeq and is a predicted model, not a curated record. Gene Ontology annotation, cellular component: axon; plasma membrane. Gene Ontology annotation, molecular function: cell-cell adhesion mediator activity. Gene Ontology annotation, biological process: axon guidance; homophilic cell-cell adhesion; dendrite self-avoidance.
UGUCGCCCCGUUAAAGCGCCCGUGGCAUCCGCCGAGGAUGAGCGCCGCCGAGACGACGAUCUGCAUUUCGGUGCUGUGCAUCUACGUUCUCAGAGCCACCACCACGCCCCGCGCCACCGGUCGUUUGGCUUACGCGAUCGAGCCUUACUUGGAGAUCCUGCCGCUGGGGGAGACGCAGACGAAGCCGAUCGGGUCCAGCAUCAUCUUGACGUGCAACCCGAAGGUCGAGGACACGAAGCUCAUCAGCGACAUACAAUGGCUCGAUCCGCAGAAUCGUGUGAUCGAGUCCCUGAACAACCCGGGCCAGUCGGAGCCGUCUAUGUACACCGAACUGCACCAGGACAACAGUCUGUCUCUGUUCUUCAAGCGUCUGCAAGAAGAGCAAGCCGGGAAGUACAUGUGCAAGGCCACUUACGCCAAUUCGAUUUCUCUGAACAAGACCGUGACGAUCGACACCAUAGUUGCGAUCACUUGGGACAACGCACCCACCAAUCAAUUCCCUAUUCUGGGUGAGGACUUCCCUAUUCAGUGCAAAGUGCGGGCAACGCCUUCGCCCUCCGUCGACUGGCUGUACAACGGUGAAUUAAUUAAGACGAACGAGCACUACAUCAUAGACACCUAUGCCCUGAAGAUCAAGAACGUCCAAGAAUCUGACGACGGCAUCUACACCUGUCGGGCUUCCGUGUUGACCACCGGUGAACUCAAAGAGCGACCUAUCCGCGUCGAGGUCCACGUGCGGCCGACCAUCGAGGAGCAGCCCGGCACCGUAAACAUAAUCGAAGGGGAAGACGCGAGUGUACGGUGCAUAGCUCGGGGCAAACCGCCGCCACAGUUCACCUGGGUGAAAUCCCUGACGAAACAGAAUCUGUCCAACACGGAUCGCUUCGGGGUGGACGCGGACACGGGGGUGCUGACGAUCACCAACGUGAACAGGAACGACGCGGGGGAGUACGAGUGCAGGGCGACGAACGCGGCCGGCUACGCGGACACGAACAUCCGCGUGAACGUGAUAGUGAAGCCGAAGAUCAUGGAGUUCUUGAACUCGUCGGUGGUGCAGGACCACCAGGCGUACAUCAUCUGCAAAGCGUUCGGUCGUCCGCCGCCCCAGGUCACCUUCAGGAAGCACACGUCGGAGAAAGAGUACGCCGAGGGCGUGCAGCUGGACGACGACAGGAUAACGCUGACGAACGCCGCCGACGACAUGAACGGCGAGACCGUGGGCACCCUGACGAUACAGGAGGCCCUCAGGUCGGACGACGGCCUCUACGAGUGCGUAUCUAAGAACGCAGGUGGCGAGGCACGCAGAAACGGCCACCUCACCGUCGAGUUCCCACCGUCGUUCGCCUCGAUGCCCAACAAGACGUUCUUCUCCUGGGAGGAGAAGCCGGUGAACAUCAGCUGCAUCGCCGAGAGCAUACCGAACGCAACUAUACACUGGACCAUGCACGGCGACCAGAAGAUCGACAACGACCCGAUGAUCAAGCAAGUGGGCAACGGACCGCUGUCCACGCUCACGAUCGUGCCACGCGACAGACGAUACUACGCCACCUACAAGUGCGUCGCCACCAACAUUCACGGCAAACGGGAGCGCAACAUCGAGCUCAGGGAGGGCUUCAGACCCAAGGAGGUGGCGCAGGCGAAGAUGGCCGAGAUCACCGCCACGACGAUCAGGUUCGAUCUUGCGCCGCCACCCACCGAUCCCGAGCUCCCCGUAAGAACCAUCGCCGUACAGUACAAGCUGGACAGGCAGACCUGGACGGAGGCUAAGAACAAGACCUGGUCUGUUGGUUCGCUGUACGUGUUGGAGGGCCUCGAACCGAACACUCCGUACGAGUUUCGGUUCGCCGCGAGGAACGAGGUGGGUCAGGGCAACUGGGGCGCGUUGUACAGCGAGACAACACCCGGAAGGUCGUUCCCGAACGAGCCGAAAAUAGUAACGUCACCCGCCGAGUACGAGCAGUCGAUGUUCGGCCACCAAUACGAGAUCAUGUGGGUGGUGCCAGCGGACAACGGUAUGCCGAUCGACAUGUACCAGAUCAAGUACUGUCAAAUAAAACGCGUGUCCGGCGAGUGGGAGACGCAGGAGAACACGUGUCGAAUGGUGGAGAUCAGGACGCAGGAGAGGACGAGGCACUGGUUGAAGGACUUGAACUCCGACACGUUCUACAAAGUGGAACUGAAGGCCCACAACGCGAUAGGUUUCAGUAAACCCGGCUCGGCGAAGUUUAAGACGGCAAGGGAAUCUACGGGCCUCAAUGUGGACUACAAUAUAGAUACUUCCGCUGGAGGUACUCCCAAGCUCGCCGUGACCGCCAUUGCUACAGCAAUAACGAUUCUAUUCCUAGCCAUUUAAAAGCAAAAAAAAAGCAAAAGAAAAGAAAAAACGCAAAAAAUAAAAUAAAACGAACGAACAAUUUAUUUGUCAUCGUCAGAAACCGGUCGCUGUUCACGCUCUAAUCUUUCCGUUUAGUGUACACGUUUUAGAAGUGGUAUUAUGCGAAUCGUAAUAUUUACGGGGGAGUACGCCAGAGACACACACAACCACGAUGGACGAAAACGAAUCUUCGUGUGUGUACGGUUACACGUGUUCCGUCGAGUUUUUCUCUCUCGAUUUUUUCUAUCUCUCUUCGAUAAAUCGUACGCGAUUGUAAAGGCGAGUAGAUGGCGCUCGCUUCUAGACCGGUGCACAACACAUUCCGAGAGGUGGUGAGAACGUAGAGGUUUAAGUGGGUUCGUGUAACUAGUGAGAAAGAGAAGAGAGACGAGAACGCGUGAACGAUGUUGUAUUUAUAAAAAAAAAUGGUACCUUGUUGAGAACUGCUCACCGUUAGCAAACGUACUGGUACGUUUUUUGUUUCUUCUUCUCUUUUUUUUUUUUUUCUCUUUACUUUCUUUUGUAUUCACGACUUCCUGGUGGUUCUUUCGAUGAUUCGCGCGCGGCUGGCGACCAGCGUUCUUCGCAGCGGAAGACGACGAUCGCAGCGAGGCGUGAUAAGGAACAACGAAACGCCAGUAUCGAACAAUUCUUUCUGUCUGUCAUUUUUUUUUUUCUUUUUUUUUUACAUCGUCGAUUCGUCGCGUUCGAUCGCGCGGACGUAAUUUUCGGACCUGCCGUUGUCGCGAACGAGCCUCCAUUUUCUUUCCCUUUUCGGAUCCACCGGUGCGCGCCUCGGCGACGAAACACGUUCUCUUUCCGUUUUGUAUAAUAAUGUGCUUCCAUUCGAGGAGUUCGUCGCCGUAUGAAUCAUCGUCGUCGACGGACGAGAAGAUCGCGCGGACAGAGUCAACGGGGAAAAUUCUGUUUCGCCCCACCGGGAUAACUCGUCACGCUAUCCGUGACGUUUAUUCGGGCGAGCGGUUCAAUUUGUGUUCGUUUGUCGCGAAACGUUUCGAACGAAACGGAUGACAUUUUUAUUUUCGUUUGACAACGAACGGUUUGCCUUUCGUUCGUUCGGAAAUUUUUACGUGGAUAUGAAUUUUGUCUCUGUCCGAGGGGUGCGUUUGGUUCGAACGAAACGACUGUGAAAAUAAUAAGUCUACGUUCGAAUAAAUAAUGCAAUUGGAAAAUAACAAACGAAACUGUUACGUCUUUUGAUUCGUACAAAAUUAGUGUAGUCGAUGACUUAAUUUUCUUAUCUUUACUUUAAAUAAAAUUUCACGGUUUGAAUCGUAUUCUGAACCCUUUUGCACCCUUCUGAAGCAUUAUUCUCGGCUACCGACGACGAGUUUCGCGACGAGUCCGCGCACUGCGGAUCUAUUUUAGCGUACAGUGAGAGGCUUCGCGGGCCUAAUACUUACUGCCUUAAAUUUGCCAAAUGCGUAGUGUUAGAAACGAGGAGGGAAGUCGUCGACUCAUCGACGAUAAGGGUCGAACGCAAGAAACGAGGUCCACGGACCGAUAUCGUGUAACGAUCGAGCCCCGUGGGGGGAAGGGGAAGGGGGGGUGCUGGAGUUAUUUUCCGACUUCGCGCCACGUUGGCAAAGUACAAAUAUUUUUGGAGGGAAAUUUUCUCGCGGUCCGAUUUGUCGCGACGACGGGGAACAGCGCGUGUCCAGAGGAAAUUAUCUCCUUAAACGGGCGAAUAAUUUUGUCGAACGUCCCAUCCAAUUGCCCUAAAGCGACAAGAAAUCUUCUAAAUUUUAUUUUGGUGAAUUUUUCUUCAGCCCUGAAAAUAUGUAUAAAUCUGUUAUUCCUUUAAAAAAGUAAUAAGUGACUCUAUUAAAUGAUAAUAAAAUUUAAAAGAUGUCCAAAGUCCUGUAGUGUCAUGGAUGAACGUUUAAAGAAAUUAGGUGCUCGUCUAUGGGAAGAGAUUUUCAAAAAUCUACCCUGCUUUGUCAGUUGGACGAACCCUUGUGACGUUUUCCCAGUCGACAGCGUCGCGAACACCCCGGAUAAAAUCCGUUUUCGUCCGAGCUGGAUAACCCUGGAGCCCGUCGCCAUUUUCGUGGGUUUUGCAGCGAUUUUCGUUUUCUAUCGGGCGCGAGUCGACGUUCGCGGACGCGUCGUAUAGAGCCAAAGAACCGCAGAUACUUAAAUCACGCUUCUCGCGUUCGAGGAUAAUUGUCCGUGACACGAUUAGAAUCCGAGAGGUCGUCGAGACCUCGGAGAAGAGCAUAUAUUACGUAUAUAUCCGCACGAACGGGGGGAGCACGCCGAUUUAACCAUAAAUAGAUUACGCAUCAAUUAGUUUUUAGUCUUAUCUUUUGUUUAUUUUGGGUUCAUUUCAGCCGAUUGCAUACGAUUUUUUCUCUCCUCUUGCGUAUUUUUUGUGCGUUCUGUUAUUUUUUUUCUUUUUUUUUUUUUUUUUAUUUCUUCGUUCUCUGGGGUUUUAAAACUUUUACUACUGAGUCGUCGGUUAGUCCUGCUUGAUUAGCUCUUGGACCAUACGUGUUUAGUGCGCAUGAUGUGUGUUAUGAUUACGAUUAUUAUUAUUACCAUUAUUAUUACUAUUAUUAAUUAAUGUUACGAUUAUUUUUACCGUUACGGUUACGAUUAUUAUGUUAUUACGGCGUACUGGCAGGGAUGGGCGAACGGUGUUUCGACAGACUCGAACGACGAACACCUCGCUAUUGAGAUCCUUAGAAUAUUUGUUAAAUAUUCUAUAAAGCGUACCAAACAAUUUUACCGUGUAAAAUUGAAUUUUACAAGAAUUUCCCCCCAAAACACCAAUCUCUAUCGUCACGGAAUACAAUAUGGCGGCUUGUUCGUCGUUCGUUCCAAGUCCCGAAUGCAUACAGUUACUCUCACUCGUGAUCGUAUUGUAUAAUGGUGAUUCACUAUAAAUGAAAAAAAGCUUGUUUCUUGUAAAUCGAACACGAUGAAAAGUUUAAGGGUUUAUGUACGGAUAAAUUAUAAAUAAAACUUGUCGAUGGUCGAAGCAUGUUGGAAGCACAGACUGUCGUUCGAUUACAGAGGUGCAGCUGCAUUGGGCGGCGUGUGAAAAAAUCACGUUUAUUAAUAUUACUAUACCUUUCUAGUACUAUACAUUAAUAUUAAAAAAAGAAAAAAACACAGUGUAAUACAAAAAUAUUUAUAAAAUUCCCUAAGAAACAAGUUUCCUUUCACGUAUAGUGCAUAUCACCGAGUGUACGAAUACGAGAUUCCAGGAGUAAAUCGUGUACAUUCGAUUAAAAAAUAGGUGCUCGUCCCUGCGUACAUGGCUGCUACCGUCUACUAUAAUUAUUAUUAUUAUUACUAACGUCACUGAUAUUAUAUCUUGAAUCGAUUACUGAUCACCUAUUGUACAUCGUAUCGUCAUUACCAUUAGUAUUAUCGGUAUCCGUCGCGAGUGUCGGUGAUUUUCGUUUGGAGAACCGACGAACAAAGGUGCUCCGUACGAGACCGGGGGCGCCAAGGAUUCGGGAACGUCGGACGAUUCCGUCGCGUUGAAAAUAAAAAAUGAAAAAAAAUGGCCACUCCGAUCGACCCGCGAAAAGUUGUAAUUUCGUAACGAACGCGCGACGGGGCCGUCGAACUUUUCGAUCCGUGACGUUUUCACUCACUUGCCUGGGUUCUUAGAUGUUAGAUUAUUAUCGCAUGGCAUGCGCUUGUAUCGUUUCAAUUAUUUGUUUCUUUCCUUCCCCGCCCCCCCCCCUCCACCCUUUCUCGCUCCCUUCUUUUCGCGAUCCAAUCAGCGCCGUACGACCAGCGUUUACGUUGGACGAGACUUCUUCAUUCCAUCGAACGUACCUUUGUAUACCCCGUACCGAAAGGGAUUAUCGUGAUCGGUUAAAUGUGUAUGGUUGUAAACGUAUCCGAGUCCGAGUGUGUUUUUUAGGUGUAGCGCGAACUGUAAGUUCGACGAGGCUGCGCGAGUGUUCGAGAAACGACCAUCUUCGGGGCGUCGAGAAAUUUCGCGGCGAAAGUUCGGAGUCCGGAAAUACUUUGGAUUUCUUUCCAAUUUAAUGUCUCGCUGAAACGACCUAGGAUUCGUUAGGGUUGUCGAUUAUUUUCUUAAGAGUUUCGAAGCUUAAAAAUUGACCUCGGUUGUAUUUCUAAUUAAAAAAACUCGAAUGAUCUUGAGAAUCUUGGGAAUCUUGGGAAACGUCGCUUUAUUGUGAUAGCUGGAUAAUCAAAGGCUCCACAGUCAUUUCCGUCGAAUCAAAAUUGCUGGUAAAAUAUAGCAGACAUUAGGGUAAAAAGUAUUCUCCGUUUCAUAUUUUAAAUAGAAACAUCGUUGGGUGAUGUUUAAAAUGAAAGUAAAACUGAAAUCAAAAAAUAAACACGAGACCAAGGUACGAAAGAAACACAGAUUGCGCCGAACCAGAGUACUUUUGUUCGACCCAGUUGCCGAGCAAAGCGUUUCUAUCGCAGAACUAAUUUCGCGAUUAAAAUUCAAUGUUAAAUUUCGUUCCCGUUCCACUGCAGGAUGUCGAGAAGUUCCGGGAGGGAACCAUAUCCAUGAAACGAGCCGUUUUCUCGGGCGAAAGAUGGCCAAAGUUUUGGUACGAUUAGAUUGCACGGAGGUUUCUUUCAGAGGUGGUUUCUCUAUUUUGUCUUUCUGACGCAAAGCUGCAGCUGUUGGCGGACAUGGCCGACACAGAGUAACGCGAAACAAAGUGGCGAAAGCACUCGGGGCUCCCAGAAGCAAUUCAAUUGGCCGGAACUUUGACAAUCUCGGUGAGAAAACUAUUUGUUCGAGGCGUACGGUUUCCUUUGAACGCUUUGUCCUUUCUAUCGCGGUGAUUUUUAACACCAGAUUCACGGAUACUCGUUUACAGUUGCAUUAAAAUACAGUUUUUCGACGUAAAUUGCCAACAAAUGUAAUAUAAUUGCCAUCGAAGUAUUCAGCGUCACUCUGGUAUCGAAUGGAGGGAAAACAUCAGGUUUAUUUAAAUCAGCGCCAUUAAGAGGUUCGUCAGACUCGUAACGAUGGGGGAUGUGUACUCGUAAUCGUAAAAGUCGCGAUAUAUUGCAUCGGUGUACUCUAUAAGAGUGACCCGUGAGAAUGAACAGCUUUCAAGUUGUCGCGUGUUGAACGCUCGUCCAGUCUCGCGUUUUAGAUUCAUGUAAACGAACCGGACAGUUAUGUCUCAUGUAUACUGACACGGCCUAGUGGAUAAAGACCCAAACGUAGUACGGCUUUGUCGUUCGACGAUCGAUAAACGUUUCGUUCGCGACGACCGAGAGAUGCGUGUUACGUGUGUAUUAUAGAAAUCAGUAAGCCAAGGAAUCUCAUAAAUGUUGUUCAGAAUCGAAAGUAGAUGAUAACGAAGAGCCUCCACUGUGCGAUCGUCGAGUUCAAAAUGUCCACGGACAACGUACGAUAGCUCUUGGCAUUAGGAUAACGCAACGUUUCGUUUGUAACGAUUGAGAAAUAAAUAUUUAUUGGAAAAUGGCUCGGGGGAACGUUUUCUAUUCGUGACUGUUCACGACUCUGUAAAUAAUCGCGCGCUGCACACCGGGGAGGAACAGCGGCGGCCAUCUUUGCUCGACCAAGUCUUCGUUUUUGUCGAAAAUUCAUCGUGCACCCGCGAUCUCUCGCUCGAAGACUUCUGAAUUUAUGAAGAUCAUUGUUUGUUCAAAUUUUCGGAGGGUUCGACUCGAAAUGUUAAACACUUGUUCCUCAGGAUUUAAAAAUUGCAAAAGAACGUCUGCUUUUCGGGGGGUUGUGACAAUUUACAUUUAUUUUUCCAGUCGAAUCGCGAGUAACUUUGCUCGAAGAAGUCGACCCUUAGAUUCUGCCUCGAUGUCGUGCUUUCCGCCUCCCGUAAAGCGGGGUACGAGCUUCCGGUGAGCGUCGUAGGGUGCACGGUGACGGCGAGGGCGGGGGAGAGAGGGGCAUUUCCUUGGAUCGCGGCCGAAAAGCGCGGCGACGAGACAAUAGCCUCUGAAGAGAGAACGAGCCUCGGGGAAACGUCGCGCGAAAUCGUUCCUGUCCACGCGGAACCCUUUUCUUUCUCCUAUCGAUCUCUCGCGAAGCCCGUUCGAACGAGAACCGGACGAAGGAGGGGGCGUUGGAAACACGUCCGUCGGAGCCCUCUUAAUUUGGAACUCCCGUCAGAAUGGGGAUUCGAUUCGACCGUGUCCUAAUACAAUUUCGUCCAAGUUAAAUCGCUUUGGGAUGAGAAUCGACGCCCCGGGAUCGCCCCGACCGCGAGAUCUCUCCAUUUUUUACACCCCUUAUCCUCCGUGUUUCACGAGAAAUCGACCGCGAGAGAGGAUUUUGCCAGAGACGCUGGGAUCGCUAUAACUCGGAGCGCGAGAGAAUGGACCUGGAAGGAAUGCGGCUAUAUUAACCUGAAGAUUAGUGUCUGGGGUUGAAUUAUACUAUUUAACACUUUCACUGCUACUCAUUUACCACUACGAUACUAGAAAAAUUCAUUCUCAAGUUAAGAUGUUGGGGGAAAUAAAUUUGGAUUCGUGAAUUUUGAACAAGGUUACAAAGUGCUGAAACAAAUUUUAGGUUAUGCAGCUUACAAUGGUCUGAAAUAAAGAUUUUACUUUCGCAAAAUAUUAUACUGUUUUGACCAUAUAUGGGUGACAGGAUUUACCACUAUGACACUAGAAAAAUUCAUGCUAAAAAUAAGUAUUGAAACAAAUUUUGCAAAAUAUUAUACUGUUUUGAUCUGGCAGUGAACGUGUCGAAUAUAUGUUCGUGGCAAUUUGAUAAUAGUUUUAUACCUUGAUUGUCGUUUUAUGCUAAAAAUUUAAAUUUCUAUGUGGUGUUAAACAGUAACUCUCGACUGAUCAGUUAUCGUUCGAACGUCCAUGAUAAUAAAAUAUUCGUGGGAAUAGUCGCAUCCAGGGUCUCGAAUGUCCCGAGAACGGAUUCGUAACAAAUCCCUAGGGAUGGUAAAUUCCCGAAACAGCGGGGUGUCAUGUUUGUUUUGCUCCGUGCAUUUGCUUUUCCGAGCCUCCGGGGCGCAUCGGUCCGGGAAGGUCGAGUCUCUCACGGAUAGAAGGCAGAUUUCGAGAUUAAUCGGUGAAACUACGGGAUAAUGGUUGGCCUCUAACGCAAUUAAAACUCUCGAGGCUGGUGUCCCGUCGUCGUCGACGGAACUUAUAAUAGCGAGGCUCCGCGUGGCGCCAUUGCCGUCUCUCUCUAUCCCGGUCUCCUUCGCGUGGAUGCAAUUUUGCAAGUUAAAACGAAGUCUGCCUCGAAACUGCAUCGGUCGGGAGAGAUCAGGAACCGGCGUCGACGAGAUAAUUCCGACGAGGAUGCAAAUGAGCUGUUGAAGAGACGCGCUACUGUGCUAUUAGCUCGCCUCCGAAGAAUGUUGGAUGAAAGCGUUCGGUACAGUUCGGUACAGCGUCUCUACGAUACUCUCAGAAGGGAAUAGAAAUACCACUCGAGCAACCGUUACGAAAUAAUUAGCAGAAUAAUUUUUCUUAACUCUCCGCGCUCCGUGAAAAUGGAAAACAAAGCGUUUUAUCGACGAAAAAUUCUCGCUGCACCGGUACUGUUUAUUUUUCCGUUUAAUCUUCUUCGCUUUAUCGAGCCAUUUUUGUUCAAUAACCACGAGAAAACGACGCUUGAUCGACGUCGAAGACGCUGCUGGCCCGUUCCAGGAACUCGCUUCGUUCCUAAACGGAGUUAUAAAUAAAAGACGCCGGUUGAAACGAACAGAACGAGAGAGAGAAUGACACGCGGAGGGAUGGAGCGAGCCGAGAAAGCACGCAGAGUUCGCGUUAUGAAGUGCAGUGUGCAAUGUCGAGGACCGUGAAUCUAUUUUCGAGGGUGGAAAGGAGGGGUACGGCGGUAUUCGCGAGUUUUCGAGCCCGUGGUCGAGGCGCGAUAACGCAAUAGUUUCUGUGGCCUUCCUGGAUCCUUCGCAGAGACGUCAAAACUAUCGUCGAAUCGGUCGUUUAAUCCUCAAGUGGACUCUCAACCUCGACAGAAUUAUUUUACUUAAUAUUGACUUUUAAAAAAUAACGAAUUAAUAGGGAAUUACAACAAUUUUCAAAUAAUUACAUUAAACUUUUAGUUGCCCCCAAUGAUCCACUUGAGGGUUAAUAGUACAUUUUCGACCAAGCUUCAAUAUCGGUUUGCAUUUCAACGCAUUGUCCUGGAAUUUAUUUACACAGUCUCGUUAAAAGUCCACCGACCGCGAAAUUUAAAGGAUCAAAGAGCAGAACACGGUGCUGGUUGAUAACAAAAUUCUAUUCGACGAUCGCAAACCAUUUUCAUCCUUUCGAUCGGGAACGUUGACUUUGACAUCCGAACAGGAUUACAGGAAUACCUGUUAUUUCUGUAAAGGUUUAACGGGACGAGCCUUUUGUCAGUCUGAAAAAUUAUUUUCCGCGGUCCAUUCGCUUUUUACCAUCGUCGGUCGAAAAUAGAGGACUCCCGGGCGAACGGUAAAAAUGACGGAAUUAAAAAGCGGGCACGAAACGGCUCCGAGCAUUAACGGGGCGAAGCUACAUUUUUCCAACUAGUUAUUCUCGCUAAAAGCCAAGAGAACUACUUUCUCUCUCUCUCUCUCUCUCUCCUCUGUCCGUUCUACAAU